Molecule: messenger RNA, 168 nt
Organism: Meloidogyne enterolobii
Lineage: Eukaryota; Metazoa; Nematoda; Chromadorea; Rhabditida; Meloidogynidae
Source: the annotation of a GenBank genome assembly
AUGUUUAUUCCCUUAACUGUUACUCUAUCUACAUUAUUAGGAUCUAUUCCAAUGUUAACAUGUUUCUUUAUUCAUUUAUUGCCAUCCUAUGGUGUUUUUAAUGCUACUAGUCUGAUUGUUUGUAUUGGGUUGGAUAGAGCUUUGAGUGUUUUCUUUCCCUUUUGGUAG